Adineta ricciae is the source of this 1539-nucleotide messenger RNA. Lineage: Eukaryota; Metazoa; Rotifera; Eurotatoria; Adinetida; Adinetidae. The record is from the annotation of a GenBank genome assembly.
AUGUAUCCAAGAAAAUAUCGUUUAGCCGAUCCACUCAAUGUUACUCAAAGAGAGAAAUUGUUUCAAUCAACAUCAUCGAAAUCGCGUCAUGAUAGAACAACAGCUAUUUUAACUCCACGUUGGUGGCUUGUUUUACCAUGUUUAACAUUAAUAAUUUUGAUUCAAUCAUCAGAUCCACUUCUUAUGAAUGAUUUCAUUAUACGUCAUUAUGAACGUCGUUAUGGAUUUGAUACAUCACCAGGUUCACAGCAUAAAGAUUGUAUAAAAUCUCAAAGAACAUCUUCUUCAUCUCAAUCCUAUUGGCAAUUUUAUUCUAAUGAUCAAAAUCAUCCUGAUUAUUCAAAAGUUCAACAAGAUGCAGCUAGUUUUCAUACAAAAAAUUCAAUUGUUGGACUUAUUCCUGCAAGUUUAACAUUUAUUUUAUUUGGUGCAAAUUGUGAUCAUAUUGGACGUCGACCAUUGAUCAUUUUACCACUUAUUGGAAAAAUUAUUUGGUAUUCAUCAAUGUUAAUUAUUGUUCAUCGUAAUCUAUCUGAUACAUGGAUCUUAAGUGCUCGCGCGUUAGAUUCUAUAUUUGGUUCAGGUGGUUUAAUCAUGUUAGGUGCACUUGCAUAUGUUACUGAUUGUACAAAUACAUCAAAUCGACCACGAGCAUUUUUGUUAACUGAAGCUAUUAUGUUUUUAGCUCGUAUAAUACCAGUAUUAGCAAUAGGAAUUUGGUUGCGUUACUUCCAGUAUACUGUACCAUUGAGCGUUUGUUUGAGUUUGAGUGUAAUUGCUCUAAUCUAUGCAAUAUUUAUACAACCAGAGUCAAUCGAAAAUGCACGAACAAUGUCUUUUUUCAAACAGUUAACACUUAUUCGUUUCAAAUAUCUUAUUAAUAUUGUAACAGUAUAUACAAAAAAACGAUCUGACAAUAAACGACAACUAUUGAUAUUAAUAACAAUUAUAAGUAUUUUAAUUCAAGUUGCAGUGUUUGGAUAUUUAUCUAUACUUUCACUUUAUCUAUAUGGACAACCUUUAUGUUUGGAUGCAUUACAUGUUGGAUUACUGUCAACUGCCCAAGCAGUACUUGUAUUUCUUUGGAGUAUAAUUACUGCAUUGAUUAAUAAACCAUUUGAUAAUUCAUAUUUACCAUUAUUUAUGGGAAUAUUUGCUAUUAUUGGAAAUCUUAUUAUAUUAGCUUUUGCAAAGACGAUUUGGUUACUUUAUAUUGGUGUUUGUAUUGGAAGUUUAGCUUUCAUGAUUAUGCCUAUACUUCGAGCUAAAAUAGUAAAACAGAUUGAAAUGAAUGAAUAUGCAAUUGUAUUUAUUGCUGCUGGUAUUAUUGAAACUAUUGGUCAUUCAGCAGUGGGUGCUGCUGCGAAUAGUAUUUACAAUGCUACACUUAAGUUUCUCCCAGGUUUAGUGUUUUUGGUGUUUGCGGGUAUCGCCAUCAUUACAAUCUCAAUUAUAUCGUAUUUGGCAUUCUUGGAACAAAAGAUCUCGAAAAACACAAAUGCAAAUCGGCAAAACCAGCCAUCGGUCACCCAUCUAUGA